AUGGCCCACUGUGUUGUUCCUCACCCAAGCUGCGCUCUUCAUCCAGCCCCACCUGCUGCUGCUGGUCGAACCCGCGCCCGCGCUCUUCAUCCAGCCCCACCUGCUGCUUUUGGACCAACCCACGGUGGAUGGGUUGCGCAUUUGGGUGCAGUGAGACGUGUUUGCUGGGCUGCUGCAAGCCCGUUGCUCACGUGCGCUCCAUGGUCCCUUUCGCUCCCCUUGCUCUCCCCUCCGCGUCUUCCCCGUUCGCCUCCUUCCCCCAUUUCC
This is a messenger RNA of Closterium sp. Naga37s-1, 267 nucleotides long. Lineage: Eukaryota; Viridiplantae; Streptophyta; Zygnematophyceae; Desmidiales; Closteriaceae. The record is from the annotation of a GenBank genome assembly.